UUCAAUUCCUCCCGAGGAAUCCUUCAAACCCGCGCAUGGAUAUAAACGCGCGGGCGACCGGCUCCAUUCCCCCCGCCGCCACCGUACGUCGCCGAUCGACGGAGAUCGCCUCACCACCUAUUUGCCGCGAGCUAGAGCGACGGAGCGCGCGAUGUCGUCGUCCUGGUUCACCUCGUCCUCCAAGAACGGCGCCCGGGAAGAAGAAGAGCUAGGAGGCUUGGCGCUGGAGGUGACCGUGCUGUCAGCGGAGUCGCUCCGCCUGCCGCCGUCCUACUCGCCGCUGCCACGCCGGCUGCGGCCCUACGUGGCGGUAUCGACGUCCGCCGACUGCUCCAGCACGGACGUAGCAUCGUCGUCGUCCGCGGGUGGCCAGCACUCGUGGGACGGCGACGCGCGCCUCGUGGUGCCCGUGGGCGCGGGGUUCCUGGAGGGCCGCGACGACGUGCGCGUGGCGCUGUUCUCGGAGUCGGGAUGCGCGCGGCGGCUCGUGGCCGGGGGCGACACGCCGCUGGGCUGGUGCCGCGUCCCCGCCGCCGACGUCCUCGACGGCCUCCGCCCGCCCCGCGCGCUGCGAAGGCUCAGCUACUCGCUCCGUUGCCCCCGCAGCUUCGGUUCCGGCCACGGCGUCGUUCACCUCGCCGUGCGCGUCAUCGGGGACGUCGAGGUCGUCCGCGCAGCCCCGCCCGCGCAGCCGGGGUGGUGCCGCGUGGCCAUGGGAAUACCGGUCUCCGGCCCCUCUGCCGCCGCCGCGGCCGUGGUCGGCACGCCGUCGCCGUGGUCGUGGAGCGAGACGUCGCGGUGAGGAGGCGCGCGGCGGCGGCGGCGGCGGCGGCGGCGACAGCGAACAACUAGCGCGGCCGCGGAAAAGCGGUAGAAUUUGCGCACGGCGAGCAGGUAGCUGCCAGCCGGGAAGACGAAAGCGAUGGGCGAUUAGUCAAACUAGGUGUACCUGGCGAGGAAGAUGUCCGUGCUCCGAUGAUUCCUCGCACCUACGUCUACGUGCGCGCGUGAGUAGAUUAGAAGAUUUGACGUGCUGCCUUCGGUGCCGGCCGGCGGCGCGCGCGCGCGGGGUGCUUGAUCGAGACCGACCGUGACGUGACGGCCGGUGUAUAUAUACAGUACGUCUUUGAGGGAAGGUUCGGCAUCACUGCAGGAAACCAAUUCUUUGUUCUGUAUCAAAAAUACUUAGCUUAUUAUGGCAAUAAAGCUCGCCAAAGCUUUGGCCGAAUGUUACACUCAGCAAAGCUUAGUUGGCAAAGAUCGUGUCGG
Messenger RNA from Lolium perenne, 1269 nucleotides. RefSeq lists its product as uncharacterized. NCBI's taxonomy places the organism in Eukaryota, Viridiplantae, Streptophyta, Magnoliopsida, Poales, Poaceae. The record is from RefSeq and is a predicted model, not a curated record.